Messenger RNA from Rhododendron vialii, 3601 nucleotides. Its product is annotated as serine/threonine-protein kinase KIPK2-like. Lineage: Eukaryota; Viridiplantae; Streptophyta; Magnoliopsida; Ericales; Ericaceae. Gene Ontology annotation, cellular component: plasma membrane; cytoplasm; nucleus. The record is from RefSeq and is a predicted model, not a curated record. Gene Ontology annotation, molecular function: ATP binding; protein serine/threonine kinase activity. Gene Ontology annotation, biological process: protein phosphorylation. Bases 425 to 3193 code for a protein of 922 amino acids. The transcript has 3 exons.
CAACUGGGUCUGAAUUUAGAGAGAGAAACAGUGAAACACACUAUACCAUUUACUCUCUCCCCCCCAUCUCUCUUCUCUCUCUUCCCAUCUCUAUCCACCAAACGCUCCUGAAACCCCACAUAGGGUUUUCGUACUCCACAUUGCCCCCCCAAACUCUCAUCUUCUAGAUCACUGAAUCUAAAGCUGUGUUUUUGAGGAUCUUGAUGGUGCAUGUGAAGAAAUGAAGUUUUUGAAAGGAGUUAAUGGAUGACACAAGAUGUGGAUUUUGUAUGAUAAAACAAAGCUCUACGGUGCAUGUGGUGUCAUUCAUAUCAAUUGCCUGACAUGUAUGGUUCCUAAGAAACGGAAUAAUUUAGUUUGAUAGGCUGUCUUCGACUUUCUUAAUAAUUGUAUCUGUAAGAUACACCACAUAAACCUUGAGUUGAUGGGUUCCUUUUCUGGUACUUGUGAAAUCGUUGAAGCUAAGGACGAGUUGAACUGGGUUGAAUAUUCUAAAAGUAUUAAUCAAACAGUAGCACAUGAUAAACGUCAAAAACAUCCUUUUCUGAAGCUGGGAUCUGAUAAUUCUCUACACGAUGAUAUCAAUAAGCUUUUUGAGGCAAUUAGUCUCAAACCAUCAUCAAAGAGUUUGCAUAUUUCAGAACAGGCAACCACAGUGCCCUCAAGGAAAGAUACAUUGAAGAAACCAGUUGGUGUGGGUGUACCUCGUUCACCAGGAAUUGGGUUCUCGGAACCAGUGUCUCUGAAACAGGCACUAAGGAGGCAAUGUAUUUCUCAGGCAUCUGAAAUGGCUGCCAUGAAAAGGUUAGCCAAAACAGCAGGUUCUCCUAGGGUCUCAGAAGUUGGUAAAAAUGUAAAUUUGUACAGGUCCUCAGGAGUUGAAGCUGGUGAGUCCAGUGGUUCCCCAAGCGGCAGUAAUGGGGGAGGUCUUGAAAUAUCUCUGGUACCAGGAGAACGCUAUUGGAACCACUCUGAAAAAUUACCUCAGUAUCGUUGGGAGUCAAAGAUGAAAUCAUCUGUCCAGAGUGCCCAUUCUUCUCCUCCACUGGAUUUGGCACUAGCAAAUACAGGAGUAGCAUCUGUGGAAAUAGAAAUCUGGAGUGAGACAUCAGAGUCUGAAACGGAAAAGCCAGAAAAUCACGCAGUAGUUCCUUCUUUACCAGAACCCAAGAUGAGAACACCAAACCGAAGUGAUCAUUCUUCACCUCAAUUCCCCUUGGAAACCAAAGAAAAGGGUAAGAGGUCCACGCUGAUGGAAAAUGAGACACCUGUGUCAACAGAAGUUCAGAAUCAAACACCAGAGCUGGAGCUGUUCUCCGAGGAAAAGCAUGCAGUUGUUUCUUCUCUGUCUUGUCAGAUAAUUCAUGGUGAAAUACAGACCGGUAGUAUUCCUGCCUCAGUCAAAUUAGGGAACAAAGUGGCAGCACAGAAGUCAAGACAAAAAGGCAGGGUGCAGACGCUACUAUCCUCAUCUACUGCAUUCAAGCGAAAUAAGGGAAGCAAGCCUACACGAAAGGUUCCACAUCCGGUCAAGCCAGUCCGCAAGUACAAGCCGAUUGUUAAGAAGAACUUAAACCGGAAUUCCCCUACUGUUGGCUCCACUUCUAAUACAAGCAAAGAUAUUACUAGUAGCUUGGAUCUUAGCACUGGGUCUAUACUUUGCGAAAGAUGCCGCUGUUCUUUUACCAAUGUGGGAAACGAGACCAAUAGAGAUUCACCAUCAUCCAACACUGCAAUUGUAUGUGCUGAGGUCAGCUCAAGUAAAAUGAACUCCAGUGCAGUUAAAGUGGGUUUUACUUCUAGUAAGAGUAACGAAAGCGGAUCUGUGGUUGAAAAACCCGUCAAGAACUUGAACCCUAAGGAAAAGGGGGAAAUCUCUCAGAGUUCAAAAAGUAGCUUUGGUGAGUAUAGCACAAGCACUACUAUCAGUGAAGAGAGUAACCUUAGCGGGUCUAAUUGUGGCAACAGGCCUCACAUGUCAAAGGACAUGAGGUGGCAAGCCAUCCGCCAUGUCAGCAAACAACAUGGAUUUCUAGGUUUAGGACAUUUCAGUCUGUUGAAGAAGCUUGGUUCUGGAGAUAUUGGCACGGUGUAUCUUGCUGAGCUGAUAGGAACAAACUGCCUUUUUGCCAUUAAGGUCAUGGACAAUGAAUUUUUGGCUAGAAGAAAAAAGUUGCCAAGGGCCCAAACUGAAAGAGAAAUACUGAGAAUUCUUGAUCAUCCUUUUCUGCCCACGCUAUAUGCGCAGUUUACAUCAGAUAAUUUGUCAUGCCUAGUUAUGGAGUAUUGUCCUGGUGGAGAUCUGCAUGUUCUUCGGCAGAAGCAGCCUGAAAGAUAUUUUCCUGAGCAAGCAGCAAGGUUUUACGUGGCUGAAGUCCUCCUUGCUUUGGAGUAUUUGCAUAUGCUUGGAGUUAUCUACCGAGAUUUGAAGCCAGAAAACAUUCUGGUCCGAGAAGAUGGUCACAUCAUGCUUACAGAUUUUGACCUGUCACUCAGAUGCUCUGUAAGCCCAACUCUCCUGAAAUCGUCUUCGUCGGCUAUGGAGCCCCCGAAGAUUUCAGGUCCAUGUACAGGGUCCAGCUGCACUGAUCCAUUUUGUAUUGAGCCGUCCUGUCAAGUUGCAUGCUUCAGACCCAGGUUUUUGCCUUCUGCUGCAAAAGCAAAGAAACAAAAAGCUGACCUGGCGGCAGCCCUAGUCAGAUCACUGCCACAGCUUGUAGUUGAGCCAACGGAUGCCCGGUCCAACUCCUUUGUUGGGACCCACGAGUACUUGGCUCCUGAAAUCAUUAAAGGAGAGGGCCAUGGGAGUGCCGUUGAUUGGUGGACAUUCGGUAUCUUUCUAUAUGAGCUUUUAUAUGGGAGGACACCUUUUAAAGGUGCUUCUGGGAAUGAAGAAACGUUAACCAAUGUGGUUUUACAGUGCCUUAAGUUUCCAGAAAGCCCACUUGUUAGUUUCCAUGCGAGGGAUCUCAUCCAAAGGCUGUUAGUCAAGGAGCCUGAGAAUCGUUUGGGAUUUGAGAGAGGGGCUGCUGAGAUCAAGCGGCACCCCUUCUUUGAUGGCUUGAAUUGGGCUCUGAUACGGUGUGCGGUUCCUCCUGAAUUGCCUGAGUUCUGUGAUCUUGAAACUGUAAAAGGGAGAAAAUAUUUGGAGUAUGGGGCUGCAGGAGAGCAUCUGGAAUUUGAGUUGUUCUAAGAAAAAAUGUUUUUAGUCAAGGUAUUUUACCUUCCUCUCCCUCCCUUCUUGUAGCUGGUAUAUUGGUUAUAAAUUUAUAAUGCAAGUCCGGUAUGGAAAUGUUAUGGAAAAGCCAGGGUAUCAGAAAAUACAUCGGUCGCUCAAGACCUUUAUAAAAUGUCUUGAAGAUUGAUGCAAUCAUGAGAGAUGGCUGUUUCAUCAUGGGAUUGGAAUUUACAAUUAUUUAGUAUUUUAGUGUUGAGCUUAACUUAUAGUAACUGCUAAAGAGCUAGAUUCUCUAAAAUGGAUGGCACUAUUCCCAUUAUCGCAGGGGCACAAGUUGUAGAAUGGCUAUUCCUCAUUGAAUUUCAAAUUUUAGUGUAACAGUUGAGUUAUCAUGUAUUAACACUAUCUGGUCCUUUCUUGUUA